AUGGCAGGCGCGAGGCGACAAGGACGGCUCACCAGAUCACACCAUACUACUCUCUUGGCCAUCUCCUUUCUGCUGCUCUUCGCAUGCACAGUACAAGCCACCUGCUACUAUCCCAACGGGGACAUUGCGUACAACGAUGCGCCCUGCAAGACCAACGGCGAGCACUCGCUGUGCUGCGGCGUGGGUUACGCCUGCAUGAAGAGCGGCGUCUGCCAGCUCUCGCAGGACACGCCCUCGCAGCUGGGCUCCACGGGCUUUGUGCGCGGCAGCUGCACCGACAAGAGCUGGAACGAGCCCGCGUGUCCCAUGUUCUGUCUCGACCCGGAAAUCAACAACGUCGGCGGCUACAACGAGCUGGGCAAGUGCUACGACCGGCCCGAGGACAUGUACUACUGUAUCGACUCGGUGCACAACAAGCUUGUCUGCGGCAACACUACCGCGGGGGCCUUGUACUUUGUCGGUAUGUCCUCGUCGUGUUCACCUGUGCUUUUGUUGGCAGCGUUGUCGUGGGAACGCUCUUAA
This is a messenger RNA of Microdochium trichocladiopsis, 522 nucleotides long. RefSeq lists its product as uncharacterized. Bases 1 to 522 code for a protein of 173 amino acids. The transcript has a single exon. NCBI's taxonomy places the organism in Eukaryota, Fungi, Ascomycota, Sordariomycetes, Xylariales, Microdochiaceae. The record is from RefSeq and is a predicted model, not a curated record.